Spodoptera frugiperda (fall armyworm) is the source of this 1310-nucleotide messenger RNA. RefSeq lists its product as uncharacterized. Gene Ontology annotation, biological process: sensory perception of taste. Gene Ontology annotation, cellular component: membrane; neuronal cell body; axon. The record is from RefSeq and is a predicted model, not a curated record. Lineage: Eukaryota; Metazoa; Arthropoda; Insecta; Lepidoptera; Noctuidae. The transcript has a single exon. The coding region runs from base 57 to 1310 and encodes 417 amino acids.
ACCAACUAUCGGACGUCUUUUAAAAAACUUUUGAAGUUAUCUACUUAGAAUCUGACAUGGAAGAAGUAAAAGAAGGAGACAAUGAAUCGAAUGGAGAGAAGAAAAACGCUAGCAAUAGCGAGAAGAAGAAAAUCAUAGCGAUAUUUAAUAAUUUUAAAACAGAAAUUUUAAUAGAAUACUGCUUCGGUAUCUACAGGUUUCAAAACAUCGACGGAGAACUACGACCCCCAAAUUGGAAAAUGAAAGUUUACGGAAUUUUUAUUUUCUUCAUAUACACCAUUGCGUUUUGCUGGUUCAUGUACUUUACUCCAGACGCAGAAGCUUCAUCAGAACAGAGUGACAUCAUGACUAAUCUGGACAACAUCCCUUCCUUCGUCGUACUUUUUCAAUACGCAUCCUUGAUAGUAGCCACCAAUUUCUUCAGCUCAAUGAACAUUCGAAUGAUCACAUUGCUUGCAGAAGUAGACAAGACAUUACAAUUAGAGAUCUGUACUGAUUUCUACAAAAAAAUGAGUUCCCGUCUCAACAAAUUCUUAAUUUUUAUAACCAUCUCACACGUAGCCAAUGGCUUGAUGGACCUCAUCACUGUAGCAGAUAGGGCUUGGGCGAUAACAGUUUUUCCACUAUACUUUCUACAAAGAUUCGAAGUAUUCAUUUUCUGUGCGUACGUAAUUGUGGUGAACGGGAGGUUGGCAGUUAUCAAUAACUAUUUGAGGGAAUUUAAUCAAGAACAGGACAAGAAGAACGUUACAGUUUUUACAGUUAAAGACACGAAAAUUAAAACUGAGAAGUCUUUCAACUAUAUCGGACGCCCAUCAGUAAGGAAUAUGAAAAUCCGUGACUUGGCAACCACGUACGAUAAUAUUGGGGAGAUUUGUUUCAUGAUGAACGACGUUUUUAACUUCCAGAUCUUUCUGACCCUAGUGUCUGCAUUCGUGUACAUUGUCAUAACUAUUUGGACGUCUCUAAGUUUCUAUCGGGCAACAGCUUAUAGCGCAAAUACGUUGAUUAAUAAUGCAAUUUGGUGUUUUAACACUAUUUGCAACGUUGCUACUAUGUCUUUUACUUGUGAACGACUUCUUAUUUCCCGUAAUGAGACCAGAAUUCUAGUAAACAAGAUAAUAAUGAAUUAUGAUUUACCGAAGACGAUGAGGGUGCAGGCUAAAGCGUUCAUGGAGCUGGUUGAGGCUUGGCCGCUGAGGAUUUACGUAUAUGACAUGUUUUCAAUUGAUAUCAAACUCAUGUUGAAGUUUAUAAGCGUAGCAACCACUUAUUUAAUUGUUAUUAUACAGAUUUCUCACUUCGUUUAA